AUGCCGAUGGUGAAGAGGCAGCUGACGGAGCGCUACGAGCCAGGGAAUGAGGCACAAGAUGCUGAUGAUGGAUUUGUACCGCCCUUUGUGAAUAUUGUUCCUCCUGAUUCUGAUGAGGACAAGAACAGCAGCAGCAACAGUUUACCAAUACGCCGGAUAAGGAAAAGAGGGCCCUAUGAAGAUAGCGAUGAGGGUGAUUACAGUGACAAUGAUGAUGAUUUUGAAGAGAGAGUAGAAUACUCACCUAGGAGACUAGAAGGUACUUUUGGUGAUGAUGGUGAACUAGAUGGUAUAAGUGAACAUGAUCAUAGCCAUCGCGAUGAUAUGAUCUCCAAUACCGAUACUGCACAUAGUGAUCGAGUAAGCUCACUGGGGAUGUCAUCAAAAGCGGAAUCACCUUCAAAGAAAUGGGAACCUAGGAUAGCCAACUUAUUCAAGUCGGCACUAGGUAAUAAUAAUGCGAAGCAAAAACCACAACUAUCUCUACGGACCACAUCAUUAUCGACAAAUACACAGGAUAAAGCCAGAAAGUAUAGCAGUAGCGAUGAACCUGGAUCACCUAGUGCAAAGUCUGCUGUAUCAUUUCAUUCUUCAGGGGUGCGCUCGAAUGUCUUACACAGAUCUAAUAAGAGUGGUGAGAGUAGUCCCAGAAGGCGAUCGAUAAGCACAGAUGGUCCACCUAGAUCUGCGAAAGUCCUAUCUAUUAUAGAUGCUGAUGAUAUGGAUGAAUUUGAAGAUAUGAAAAGAGGAUUCCAAAGUGCCAUCGAGGACAAAAAAUUUGCAUGGCUUCCUCAACUACAACAAGAGACUGAAUCUGCCGAUGAACUUGAAGCUGGGGAUAAGAGCAAAUUGAAUAUCGACAUAAAAAGUACACUAACUCCAAGAGGACGUUCUGGUAGUCAAUUCCGAAAUGAUAGUACCGAAGAUUUACAUUUUGAACCUGGACUUUUCAGCUCACCUUCAAAACAUUCCUCCAGGAGACCUUCAAUAAUCGCAAGCUCCAUAGCCCAUGGACUGGGAAUCAACUUAGAAAAAGAUAAGAACGUAGACACUGUCUCGAUAGAAGUUGAGCUACCCGAUUUCGAUGAAUAUGAAAACGCCAAGAAACGGCCACCAUUAAUUUUGCAUGGCAAUUCAUUAGGGUAUUUUGGCCCCAAUAAUCCACUGAGAUAUAAAGUUGCCCACAUACUAUUAAACAAAUACUACAAGAUAGCUCACAUUCUUCUAUUAACAUUUCUAACAGCAUUACUAGCGUACAGGAGCUAUGAACCUGAAAAUUUUGAUUUCCUCUACAGGUUUAGAAAUUGGUCAGACUAUAUCAUUUUCAUUCUUUUUAUUUUGUUCACCUCAAAUGACAUUGCUAAAAUAUUUGCAUUUGGGUUUUGGGAUGACUCGCAAAUGUUUGCCUAUCAUCAAUUAGAAUACAUAUCACUAUUGGAACGGUUUGGAAUCACAAAACUCUACCACUUAAUUAAAAAAAAGUAUGGUCCAAAAAUAGUGCAUUUUCUUCUUCCUUUUAAUGUAAUCUCAGAUGAAAGUGAAAAGGAAACAAUCCAGAGGAAUAUGAAGGCUAAUAUAUCUGCAAAGAAUGAUACCAAUAGCAAAUCUUUAAAAUUUAAUUGUCCGAGAGCUUUCUGCAGAUCUUCUUGGAAUAGAAUCGACCUAUUAUCCUCUGUUUGUUUCUGGCUGGGAAUGUUUUUGUCUAUUAACAAUUAUGAUAAAAGAGUAGGUAUUAGAAUUUUCAAACCAUUGGCCGCGAUGAGAAUUUUAAGACUAGUAAAUACUGAUACAGGUAUAACAUCAAUUUUGCGUGGUUUGAAAUAUGGUAUGCCCCAAUUGAUCAAUGUCGGUUCGAUGCUUGUUUAUUUCUGGGUGUUUUUUGGUAUUCUGGGUGUUCAAAUCUUCAAAGGUUCAUUCAGAAGACAAUGUGUAUGGUAUAAUCCUGAAAAUCCAAACGAUAGAUAUCAAUAUCAACUACAGUUUUGUGGUGGAUACUUAGAACCAGUUACAAAGAAGAAAAUGAAUUACAUUUUUGAGGAUGGUAGGGAAGGACCUGUUUCUAAAGGGUUCAUGUGCCCACAAUAUUCGAAAUGUGUUUCAAGCUCCAACCCGUUUAAUGGAAGAGUUAGUUUUGAUAACAUAAUAAACUCAAUGGAACUUGUAUUUAUUGUUAUGAGUGCUAAUACUUUCUCUGAUAUUAUGUACUACACAAUGAAUUCCGACGAGUUCUCUGCGUGCUUGUUUUUUAUUAUUUCAAUUUUUGUAUUGACCAUAUGGAUGAUGAAUUUACUAAUCGCAGCAUUAGUUUCAUCUUUCCAACUAGCUCACGAAGAAUUCAAGAAAAAAAAGCUUGAAGAAAGUAGCAAUGAAAGUUGGCCUAUCAGAUUUGCACUAGGAUAUUGGAGAUAUUUUAAAGUAAAAGCAUCACAAACAGAAUUCCCUAGCUGGGCUGAGAGAGGCCUAAAAUAUUAUGAGAAAAUUGAACCAGUCUUUAUUAUUUUGAUCAUGUUCGAUCUUAUUAUGAGAUGUUUGAUAAAAGAUACUAGCUCACAACAUUUUGUUACAACCCUGUUAAGAAUUGAUCGUGGAGUAACAAUAGUAUUAUUCAUAGAGUCCAUUUUUCGACUUGUGCUGCAUAUUCCGAAUAUGUGGAAAUUCUUAACACGAUUCAAUUAUGUGUACGACCUUUUUGUUGCGAUCUUGACAUUGGUAAUCACAAUUCUAGCUAAUGCCGGUCUUUUAGGCCACGGUUACUAUUGGCUGUCGUUCUUUCAAAUUACUAGGUUCUACCGGCUUGUGAUUUAUAUUGGAUUUACAAGAAAAUUAUGGAAAGAGGUUCUAGGUAAUGGUAUAAUGAUCUGGAAUUUAACUGCCUUCUAUUUUUUCUUUACUUUCUUAGCUUCCAUAAUCUUAUCAUUAUAUUUUGAAGGGGUGAUACCACAAGAUCAAAUAGAAGAUCAACUUUUAGGAAUGUACUCACUGCCCAAUUCGUUCUUAUCUUUGUACAGCAUAGGGUCGACUGAAAACUGGACAUCAAUUUUGUACAUUAUUCAACAGUACUCUCCUAACAUAUCGUCGGCAUUCUUUUCUACUGUCUUUCUCAUUAUAUGGUUUAUUCUUUCAAACUCAGUGAUAUUGAAUAUUUUCAUUGCCUUAAUUUCAGAAAGUUUAGAAGUUAAAGAGGAUGAUAAGAGACCAAUGCAGAUAAAGCAUUAUCUGAAACAUAUUUACCCACAAAAGAUACAACGAUUUCGCCAUGCUAGUUUGUUAGCGAGAAUCAAAAAGAAGAUUUUUAGGACUGACAGUCAAGAAGACUCUAGAGAUUUCAAACAAUUUUUAAUGAGAGGAACAGCAAUUAUGAAUAUUGCACAAAAUCUAGGAGAUUUAAGUAAAGAAUUCAAUACAGAACAAGAUCGUGAUAUUGUUACUUUACUAGUCAGACUAACAGAAUAUAUACCAAUUUUGAGAAAAUUUGGCAUCUACUCUAAUAAUCCGUUCUACAAGCGCAACGAAAUCAUGUUUUCUGAAACAUCUGAUCUUAAUGGAAGGAACUAUAUGCUUCAACUGAACGAGUUUGAAGAUGAAAAGCUGGAUUAUCUACAAAAGCAUUCGAUGUUCAAUUACAGCUACUACUUAUUCUCACCCAGACAUAGAUUCCGUAAAUUUUGCCAAAAGCUUGUUCCUCCUAGUUACGGGAAAAGAACAGAUAAUUACAAAUUCUAUGAAGAUGAUACUGAUACUUAUUCUAGAAAAACAUACUUCAAUCACAUAUGGAGAGAUUUGUUUGUGGUAUUUUAUGCUGCUGCAACAGUUCUACUUAUUGUAUUUUCCUGUUACGUCACACCAAUUUACAGAAUGAAAAGAAACAUGUCCUCAAAGAAUUGGGUCACCUAUGUUGAUGCUGCAUUUUUGGCAAUCUUCUGUGUUGAGUUUAUUAUCAAAACAGUAGCGGACGGUUUCAUCUAUACACCAAAUGCUUAUGCAAGGAAUCCAUGGAACUUAAUUGAUUUCUUCGUUUUAAUUUCAAUGUGGAUUAAUUUAAUCGCAUUUCUAAGGAAUGAUGGGAAUCUAUCUAGAGUUUUUAAAGGUUUAACUGCGCUAAGAGCAUUGAGAUGCUUAACGAUAAGUAACACAGCCAGAGAAACAUUUAAAGUUGUGCUGUUUAAUGGUAUAGGAAAAAUUUUAGAGGCUGGCCUACUUUCCCUGACACUUUUGUUUCCAUUCACGGUUUGGGGACUGAAUCUUUUCAGAGGGCGUUUAGGAGUUUGCAAUGAUGGUGAUUUAGGAAGAGAUGAAUGCUUUAAUGAAUUUUCGAAUGAAGUGUUUCAAUGGAACGUCAUGAUGCCUCGAGUUUAUGACAAUCCAGAGCUUUAUUUAGACAGUUUUACUAGCGCAUUCAAUUCUUUAUUUCAAAUAAUAUCGUUAGAAGGAUGGACCGACUUGCUUGGCAACUUAAUGAAUAGCACAGGAGUUGGUAAACCAGCGUCACUAUUAGCUUCAACAGGUAAUGCCGUAUUUAUUAUAGCGUUCAAUUUUCUGAGCAUUGUUUUUAUUUUGAAUCUGUUUGUUUCUUUUAUUGUGAACAAUCAAGCCAAAUCAACAGGAAGUGCUUAUUUUACUAGUGAAGAAAAGGCGUGGCUGGAGUCUCAAAAGUUAUUAUCUCAAGCCAAACCAAUAGCUAUACCCACAUUCCAUGACAUUUCGAGAGUCCGCAUUUUUCUGUACAAUAUUGCUGUUGAAAAGAAUAAUAUCUACUAUGCCAUAUUCUUACAGACAGUAACUUAUAUUCACAUUAUAAUGCUGCUCAGCUUAACUUAUAAGGACCAUGGAUCUGGGUUACUUUAUUCUCAGGUAUACUUCAUGUUUUCCACUACUGUAUUUCUACUACAAGAACUAUUCCAUGUUUAUGGCGCGGGCUUAAGAAUAUACAAGAUGAACAAAUGGAAUUUAAUUCGAAUACAGAUUCUGAUAGUAUCUUUCCUUCUAACUUUGAUAUCAUUCAAUGUUGAUCGAGCAUAUAUCUGGUAUCAUAAUGUGAAUGGUUUUUUCCACCUUGUCAUAUUUUUGUUUAUUAUUCCACAAAACGAUACUUUAAGUGAACUAAUCGAAACCGCCAUGGCAAGUCUUCCACCAAUUCUAUCGCUGACAUAUACUUGGUUUAUCCUUUUUCUGGUUUAUGCUAUUGCUUUGAAUCAAAUUUUUGGCUUAACUAGGCUAGGCCCAAACACUACAGAUAAUAUUAAUUUCAGAACAGUAUUAAAAGCAUUAAUUGUUUUAUUCAGAUGUAGUUUUGGUGAAGGCUGGAACUAUAUAAUGGAUGAUUUGAAGGUCAAAGAACCUUAUUGUAGCCAAAGGGUGAAGGGUAAUUAUUCAGAUUGUGGAUCUCAAACAUAUGCUUACAUUCUAUUGAUAUCAUGGAAUAUAUUGUCCAUGUACAUCUUCUUGAAUAUGUUUAUCUCACUGAUUAUCGGCAACUUUAGUUAUGUAUACAGAAAAGGUGGUACCAAAUCUGAAGUUAACAGAGGAGAAAUCAGAAAAUAUGUUGAAACUUGGGCAAGGUUUGACCCGGAUGGUACUGGUAAGCUGGACUUCGAGUAUCUACCGAAGAUAAUGCACUCAUUUAAUGGCCCUCUCUCUUUUAAAAUUUGGGAGGGCAAACUCACUGUCAAGAACCUAGUCAAGAACUAUAUGGAAGUGAACCCUAAUGAUCCUUACGAUGUAAAAGUUGAUUUAGAAGGUCUGAACAAGGAGCUUGACAGCAUUAAUAUGGAAUCUAUUAUGAAUAGAAGACUACAGUAUAGGAGGUUUGUUCAAGAAGUAUAUUACACACAAGCUUAUAUGGGCUACAUGAAAUUUUCAACUUUGUUGGAUCUGGUACCACUGUAUACCACUUAUGAUCCAAGAGAGUGUCUUGGAAUUGAUCAAUACGUGCGCCACCUAUACAUCAUGGGCAAAGUAGACAGAUAUUUAGAUAACGAGAGGAAUGUGGACGUUUUAGAUAUGGUUGUUACCAGGUGGAAACAUCACCUCAAGAGAAAAUACGGACCCAAUUACAAAUUAGACCAGGACAGUAUCAAGAAGGAUCUAAACAUAAAAGUUCCUGAAAUAAAAACUUGGAAUGAAUCAGUUGAAUCAGUGACAACCCCAAGAGUCAGCUAUGGUGUGAACGAUUUUAUAUGGUCGCCAAGAAACAACUCCAAUUCGAGUGCAUAUUCGAAACCACUUCCACAGAGCCACGCCAGACCAAUACCACCGCACAUACAAAUAUCAAACUCGCGGGUAAUGGAAUAUACGAAUAGAGAUUCCUUGAGUUCCUUGGAAAAUAUUCACAAUCAGUCUGAUGAAGAAUUGAAGGAUCCAUUCAGAGAUAUUUAA
This is a messenger RNA of Nakaseomyces glabratus, 6375 nucleotides long. It is a transcript of the gene CCH1, whose product is annotated as calcium channel protein CCH1. Gene Ontology annotation, biological process: calcium ion import across plasma membrane. Gene Ontology annotation, molecular function: calcium ion binding; high voltage-gated calcium channel activity. Gene Ontology annotation, cellular component: voltage-gated calcium channel complex; membrane. The record is from RefSeq and is a predicted model, not a curated record. NCBI's taxonomy places the organism in Eukaryota, Fungi, Ascomycota, Saccharomycetes, Saccharomycetales, Saccharomycetaceae.